UUAUAAAACCCCUUUGAUGAGAAGUUUUUGAAGCAGAGGAAAUCUAAGAAGGAAACAACAAUGGCGUUGAAGUUUCUGAACAAGAAGGGAUGGCAUACGGGAAGUCUCCGCAACAUUGAGAAAGUAUGGAAAGCUGAGCAGAAGCACGAAGCCGAGCAGAAAAAGUUAGAGGAGCUUCGUCUCCAAAUCCAACAAGAGAAGGAGCGUUCUGAGUUUGGCGAAAUCAAGGAACAGGCCGGUCUCGUUCCGAAGAGGCAAGAGAGAGUGGAGUUCAUGUAUGAUUCAGAAUUAUUAACAGUGAAAGAGAAUGCCAAGAGUUCAGGACAUGGUGUUUCGUUUCAGAAUCAAAAACAGCGAGCCAGAGCUGAUGCUAGUUGUGUUACUACUACUACUACUAAGAACAAGAAGCAGAAGCAGUCGGUUCCUGGUGCCUUGUUUAAAGAUGAUGAUAAGACUAAGACAAACUUUGCCAAUGAUUCUUGGCGCAAAUCCCACUCCGACCCUUUGCUUCUCAUCAGGCAGCAAGAGCAGAAAGCUCGCAAAUCUGUGAAAAGAAAAGUUAGAGGAUAAUGAUGGAGCGAGCGACGUGAGAAAAACAUCAGCGUAGAGUGUUAUGGCAUCACAAUCAAUCUUCAUAACACAAUCUCUGAUUGCUUUCUCCGAAGCAUACUCUUUAGUGAAACAAACAAAGCUUUUUUAGUUUGAAACAGUAGUUAGCUGAAUUUGUAAAUACGCCGCUUGUCUUAUAAUGUCAAUAAUCUUUUCCA
Molecule: messenger RNA, 767 nt
Organism: Camelina sativa (false flax)
Lineage: Eukaryota; Viridiplantae; Streptophyta; Magnoliopsida; Brassicales; Brassicaceae
Biological process (GO): mRNA splicing, via spliceosome
Cellular component (GO): U2-type spliceosomal complex
Source: RefSeq, a predicted model, not a curated record